Messenger RNA from Pimephales promelas (fathead minnow), 679 nucleotides. NCBI's taxonomy places the organism in Eukaryota, Metazoa, Chordata, Actinopteri, Cypriniformes, Leuciscidae. The record is from RefSeq and is a predicted model, not a curated record.
GACCACUGUCUGUACACAGAGCAGUGCUAGGAAAUACAGACUAAUGGCGUCUUCACAACGCGUCCGACGGAUCAGCUGAUUCUUAUAUCUGCCUGCAAAACUACAUGAAGACAUAAGCACUGCUGCAGGCAUCAUGACCACAGCUAGGUACCGACCCACCUGGGAUUUGGCCCUGGACCCGCUGGUGACCUGUAAGUUGUGCCUGGGAGAAUUUCCCUUGGAGCAAAUGACCACCAUCACCCAGUGCCAAUGCAUCUUCUGCACCCUGUGCCUGAAGCAGUAUGUGGAAAUUCUCAUAAAAGAGGGCUUUGAAACGGCCAUCAGUUGUCCAGACUCAGCCUGUCCGAAACGUGGACAUUUACAAGAAAAUGAGAUUGAAUGCAUGGUGGCCACAGAGAUAAUGCAGAGGUACAGGAAGCUGCAGUUUGAGAAGGAGGUGUUGCUGGACCCGAGCCGGACCUGGUGCCCGUCCUCCACGUGCCAGGCCGUGUGCCAGCUGAAGGAGUCUGACACGCCGCUUCCGCAGUUGGUGCGGUGCAGCAUUUGCACACUUGAGUUCUGUUCCGCCUGCAAGGCCAGCUGGCACCCAGACCAAGACUGCCAGGAGAACGUUCCCAUCACCUCGUUUCUACCUGGAGAAAGCAGGUACUGUUGUCUUUUAAAGCUACACUGUGUGAUU